CCCAUUUUCUAUCCAUGAUUUUUGAACGAUCUGUCGAAAAAAUUCCUCAUGUGCGUGUGUAGCUAGAAUAAAUUAUCAAAUUUCUUGAUUUUAAGUAAAUAACGAAGCUUUUGUGAAUAAUAGUUUAAGUGCACAAGUUACAAGUCAUAGGGCGUUGCAAUACACAAGGCGUUUUAACAAAUUCCACCCAAAAUUAUAGAGUUCGCCCAAAUAGAGAUCUGCGUCUAUCGCAAUAUGGCCGUCCUGUAAUGAAUCGGUGGUCAGUGAUAUUAUUGUGAUUUCAUCUCCUAGAAACUAUCAAAAUGGAACUUCGUGUCGGUAAUAAAUACCGACUGGGUCGUAAAAUUGGCUCAGGAUCUUUCGGAGACAUAUAUCUCGGAACCAACAUUGUGACAAGAGAGGAGGUAGCUAUCAAAUUAGAAUGUAUAAAAACGAGGCACCCACAACUGCACAUAGAAAGCAAAUUUUACAAAUUGAUGCAAGGGGGUGUUGGAAUCCCUGCUAUAAAAUGGUGUGGAUCAGAAGGGGAUUACAAUGUUAUGGUAAUGGAACUCCUAGGACCAUCAUUGGAAGACCUCUUCAACUUUUGUUCUCGCCGUUUCUCCCUCAAGACUGUGCUCCUGUUAGCUGACCAGCUCAUCACCCGCAUUGAGGACAUACAUUACAGAAACUUUAUCCAUAGAGAUAUCAAGCCGGAUAACUUCCUUAUGGGUUUAGGUAAAAAAGGAAACUUAGUGUAUAUAAUAGAUUUUGGCUUAGCAAAGAAGUACAAAGAUCCUCGCACAUUGCAACAUAUUCCAUACAGAGAAAACAAAAAUUUGACAGGUACUGCAAGAUAUGCUUCAGUGAACACUCAUUUAGGCAUUGAGCAAUCUCGUCGCGAUGAUUUGGAAUCGUUGGGUUAUGUGCUGAUGUAUUUCAACCGUGGUAGUUUACCAUGGCAAGGCCUCAAGGCUGUUACCAAACGUCAGAAAUAUGAAAGAAUAUCUGAGAAAAAAUUAUCCACACCAUUUGAUGAACUUUGUAAAAACCACCCAAUCGAGUUCCAGUUGUACCUAAAGUACUGCCGACGGUUGCGCUUUGAAGAGCGCCCAGACUACAGUCACUUGCGUCAACUGUUCCGCACGCUCUUCCAUCGACAAGGAUUCACUUAUGACUACGUCUUUGACUGGAAUAUGCUCAAGUUUGGUGGUCAACGAGGCAACUACCAGUCCGGCGCAAAUGACCGCACGCUCAGGCGCCACGAACAAAAUCAAGAACAGGAAACUACGGCGGGCGCGGCGGGGCAGCCCAGCACGACGGUGGCGGCCAUCUCGGAGUGGCGGUGAGGCGGCUCGCGGCGCCGCAGGGAGGCCCCGUCGUAGGACCCUGUUCAUGUUGUGACCUCCGCGAUCUGUCCGCUCGAGCGGACGUCCCACAGACUCGGUAUAUCCACGUAUUAUGAUGGUGUUGUCGACGACGGCUUCGGCGCGUCGAUCGAUCCGGAAUUGAUGCGAGCGCGGGCGUCCCGCGACGCUCCUCCCCGCUCGGAAUGCGAUUUCUGUAAAACUAAGGAAUUUUGUAUGCAUUCACGUUAACGUUCAUAUGUAUUGUAAAUUAUUUAAUUUUAGACUAAGAUCGUGAGUGGGCCGAGAACUAGGUAAAAUUGACGUUUUCAUUGUUUUUAAUGUGACUCAUUUAAGCAUAGCUGUUAGGCCUGCCCGUGCAUCCAUUGUACUUUAUGCUCAGUUAUAUUUAGACAUAGAAAUGAAUCAUACUGACAAAAUUAUCAUUUAUCUCGUCCUUUGUUGAAUUUAAUUUACAUUUCUCUUCAAAAUUGUGACUGCUGGGCUGAUCAUGAAAGUUCACAAAUGCUUGUACAGAAAUCAUUAAAAAAAAAUAGAAGAGUGUAAAUUAAAUUUACCACAAGACGGUUUUUGCAAUUAAAUAUUUCUACUGGCUAUUUAAUAUGCCAUGUGCAUUUCCUAAUUGCCAUUUUGUUUUCAUAUUUAAUAGAUUGACUGUGACAACUGAUGAUUGUUGAGUCUCUGAUUCAGAACUUUAGCAUGUAAAUUAGUUGGCAUAUAAUGUAUUGUGCAAUAUUAUUUCUUCAUUUCUUUUUUCAAACUGUUUUAAUGCGGUUAAGUGUGAUUUUGUUAAUAUUUUGUCUUCCAUAUUUUAUUCAUGGAAUGGCGACUAAAAUUUUAUCUAAAUAAACAUUGUUCAGGCUUGAUGUAAUUAUUGCCAAUCCGUAUAAAAAAUAAAUUGUCCAGCCACUGCCAUAGUUUUAACUAGGUAAGUUUGCUAAUUAAAUCAGAUAUAACGUUUAGGAAAUUGUCAUAAUUGAGCUCGAAGAUCUUGAAUGGGAAUGUAACAUUCUUUUUUGAAAAUAGAUUGUGUUUCUAAAGAACUUAUCUGGUUUUAGUUAUCACUCUGACUCUAGACAAACACAUUCCCGUAAAUUCUUUCCUUUAUCACUUUUCUGUUCAUGCUAACUAUGAUCUCAUAUAAUUUACCAAAUUUUCAUAUUUUGUAAACUUAAUAUGACUGCUUAGUUGGGUUGUAUCAAUAUAUUUUGUAAUUGGUUACCAUUUCAUGUCUCAUCUAACACGAGGUAUAAUUAUAAUUGCAAUUAUAACUCGUUUCUUAUUUUUAGUUUAUUCCAUAACGUGGAACCUAAGCGAAACUUGCUACUAAUAACAUUUGUUGAUAACAUUCUGUAAAUAUUCCAAUGUAAAACUUGAAAUGUGGGGAACAUUCAUAUAGGGAACUAGAUGAUUGGUUUGUUCGGCGUCACCUUUUGACUGGAAUGGACUAUCCUUCUCUUAAUAUGACUGAGAAUUAGGUUCAAUUUUUGUAUAAAUGAUAUAAUUUUUUACUAAGGGUUUGUUUUGAAAACGCUCUGGGGUUGAUAUAAUCAUCUUGUUGUCACGAUACAUCAUACAUAUUAGUAGUUAUUUUUAUAUUCAUACUUUAGUUAAUUUUGUCAAAAAUAAGCAAAAUAGGCUUAUUUUAUUUAUAUUUACGAAAUUGUGUAUAGUUAUUUUGAAACUGUUAUCAUUUAUAUUUCCUACCCAAGUUUUAAGUGACUGCACUUAAUUAUUAGUUGAAACAAAUUAAUAAGUUGUAUAGUCAACAGGGUAUUUUGUAGCAUUUCGCAGUCAUCAUCUAUAACUAUAUCAGUGUUCUUAUAACAAUACAGUUCAUUUGUCAUGUUUAGUUAAUUAUUAUAAUCAUAUUCUCCGCCGUCAAUAUUGAUAUUGAUACGCAAGGAACUCGAUUAUGAUUUUAGUUAUUUACCCGUAAUCAUAUGAUUAAUAUCCAAAAAUAUUAUAUUGGUACCUAUAUUGUGUUACUAAUUCUUAUGACGUUGCAUUAGUUAAGUUUACGGUAGUGAAGUUUUAGUGUCGAGUCGUUCGGAAGUGUAGUGUGCAGUGCGAAGGCGGAGUGUCGUGUUACAAAUGUAUUACAAACGCUUGUGGCGAGGAAGGUCGUGGCUUGCUCCUAACGUUAAAUGUAUGCUCUAAUCGACGAAAGACUUUAUGGACUUAAUUUUGUAUAUAAUAAUUGUAAGGUAUUAAGAUAAGGCCGACACACUGUUUUUUACAAUAUCAUAGAUAAUGAAAAUAAAUACAUAACUGUUGUAGAGUUAAUGUCAUUCAAAUGAUUUGCUGUUAUUCUACGCCUACCUUUUAUUGGGUCUUGUGUAGCUGCGUGGCGCGUACCGAUUGAUAUUCUUACUUGAUGAAUUUCAAAUAUCCCCUAUUCGGCCGACAGUCUACUCGUUGCCAAGGAGGGAAUGAACGCAAAUUGUAGUCGUAGAAUGAGUAAGGAAUUUAGUAAACGAUCGUUGGCUUUUAUUGGAUAAUAUCGUAAAUUCUAAAUUUUAAGUAAGUUUCGAGUGCGUUCUUUUCCUCUGAA
Molecule: messenger RNA, 3900 nt
Organism: Ostrinia furnacalis (Asian corn borer)
Lineage: Eukaryota; Metazoa; Arthropoda; Insecta; Lepidoptera; Crambidae
Gene: dco
Product: discs overgrown casein kinase 1
Exons: 8
Coding region: 303-1328 (341 amino acids)
Biological process (GO): protein phosphorylation
Molecular function (GO): protein kinase activity; ATP binding
Source: RefSeq, a predicted model, not a curated record